Molecule: messenger RNA, 2499 nt
Organism: Scedosporium apiospermum
Lineage: Eukaryota; Fungi; Ascomycota; Sordariomycetes; Microascales; Microascaceae
Product: Transmembrane and coiled-coil domain-containing protein
Exons: 2
Coding region: 1-2499 (832 amino acids)
Source: RefSeq, a predicted model, not a curated record
AUGCCGCCCUCAGCAACGGAACCACGCGAGCUCGUGGUACUCCUAAACCCCGCCCGCCGCAAAGCCCUAUACCAACUCAGCAACGACAUCAUUAUUUACAUGCGCGCGCAAUUGGAACUCAAGGAUGGUGAUGAUGACAACGAUGAAGUACCCGAAUCCGAGGCCGACGGCUGGUCCGACGAUGAUACUCUCUGCGACGGCGAAGCUGGGCGUCAGCGGUAUGCCCCUCCAAGCCAGGGCCCGCCACCACCCCGCAGGCCAACCAAUACACUUCCCAGCCGGAAGCUCCUCACCUUACGGGCGGAGGCAGUGGCCUUCCUGAACCGGUGGGCCAACGGGUUUAUGACGGAUCUAAAAGAAAUCGUGGUCGAGCGAGAAACCCCCAAGAUUCUCGAGGAGAGGAGGAACCGCCUGCAGCGCCUCCGAAACGAGCCUGAGCCCUCGUUCCAGGGCGACGAUCUGAUUUCCUUUGACGGGGAUAGCGAUGCUGCAUCGCCGCGGCGCCGUCCGGAAGUGGCGAGCCUCGAGUCCCUUUACAAACCCCUCCCCACCCGCCUCGACACGCUUUCGUUCCAUGACCGGAGGGACAUGCUGAGCUGCGUCCUGCUUUUGCUCCUAUCUAAGGGGUUCUAUUCGGCGCAUGCGCGAGUAUUCGUACUCUACCUAACAUCUUCCCUGAGACUUCCCGUGUCCGUAUUGAUUAACGAGGAGACCGAAAUCGCAAAGUCACUCCUGAACGCAUCCGCCCAGGCAGAACUGGCGCCUCCCCAUUUGUCCGCCGAGGCCGAGGCCGAGAAGAGGCGGCAAGAGGGCCAGACGAGCAGGUUCUGGAAGGUGGGCCUCGCAUCUGUUGCCGGUGCGGCGGUGAUUGGAAUUACGGGAGGUCUCGCCGCGCCGGUGGUUGCCGGCGCCAUUGGAGGGUUAAUGGGCAGUGUCGGGCUGGGUGGGGUGGCCAGCUUCUUGGGUAUCUUUUGGAUGAAUGGCGCUCUAGUGGGAACACUCUUUGGCGCCUUUGGAGCGAAAAUGACAGGAGAGAUGAUGGAUAACUACGCCAAAGAGGUGGAAGACUUCCGCUUCAUCCCCCUCCGAGAAACCACACGAGCGAGACGAAACCAAGACGACCAACCGGGACGCCUCCGCCUCACCAUCGGAGUCAACGGCUGGCUGACAGAUAAGAACGACAUCACCCAACCGUGGAGCGGCCUCAGCAACGACUCCGAAGUCUUCGCCCUCCGCUACGAGAUGGACAAGCUCCUAUCGCUGGGCAAAGCCCUCGAGAACAUGGUAGGCAGCUACGCCUGGAAAACAGUCAAAUCCGAAAUCCUUCGACGAACCGUCCUCGCCACCAUCGGGGCCGCCCUCUGGCCCGCCUACAUCCUCAGCCUGGCCACCACCAUCGACAACCCUUUCAACCUCGCCCUUAACCGCUCUGAAAAGGCAGGCCUCGUCCUCGCCGAUGCCCUCAUCAACAAAGUCCAAGGCGAACGGCCCGUGACCCUAGUAGGCUACUCCCUCGGCGCCCGCGCAAUCUACACCUGCCUCCGGACCUUAGCAGAGCGCCGCGCCUUCGGCCUAAUCGACACCGUCGUCCUCAUCGGCGCCCCGGCCCCGUCCGACCCGGCCCGCUGGCAGAAACUCCGCAGCGUGGUGGCCGGGACCAUCUUCAACGUAUACACCUCGAACGAUUACAUCCUUGGAUUUCUCUACCGCACGCACAGCCUGCAGUUCGGCGUCGCGGGUCUCCAGCCCAUCCAGGGCGUCAAGGGCGUCCGGAACCUCGAUCUGAGCGAGGAGGUUAGCGGCCAUCUGCGCUAUCCGGACCUUAUCAGUCAGAUCCUGACGCGGUGUGGGUUCCCGAACGUCGCUGGGGGGGACGGGCCUAUUGAGCGGGAGGAGGACCUCAAUGCAGCUGCGGCACAGGCUAGUGGUCAAGAUGCUGACGGCUGGGGGGAUUGGAACGAUGGACCACUCAUCGACUUUGGGGAGGAGCCGGAGCCGAAGUCUCUCGUUUCCCAGACAGAGCCUAAGUCUCGUGCUUCCCAGCCGCCGGGAAGUAUGGUAGCGCCUGUCGGUUCAUCCAGUGCAACAGUAGUAAGCGCUGGUGUUUCCUCAAGCCGUAACAAGCAGGCGGGAUCAGGCAGGGGAGUAGGACCAACUCGAUCGUUGGGCUCAAGUAGUGCGGUCCCGGCGGAGGAUCGGGGUAUCGAUCCAUUGUCGGGUACUUUUCCGAUCCGAACGGUGGAGCUCCCUCUCCGAGGAGUCCGGCCACAGGUAGAGGAGACCUGGCCGGAGCCACCAAGCCCCCCGCUCAGGGUUAUCGAGCCCAAGAGUCUCGUUGAGCCUUCGCCAUCAACUCUGGCAGGAGCAGCUGGGUCCUCUAGACCAGAACCUACACAGAACCCCCUGAGCCAUAGUUACGUUGGCACGUUGGACAUGUACGAUGGUGUCUCAGACGAGGAAGUCGGCGGCAUUAGGAUGGUGAGCUACGACUCUGACUAG